GUUACGUACUGCUGAUGGCGCGUGCGGCUCUGCUGUGUCUGCUGCUGGUUGCGGUUUCGCUGCCCUCCUCACAAGGACUCAUCUGUUACUCGUGCGUGUACUCCGCGGGAGACAAAAGCAAGGCUUGUGUGGACAGCCCAGACAUGGUCACGUCGGGCAGUCCCAAGGUCACCUGCAAGACCGAGCAGAAGUACUGCACCAUCCAGCGGCAGGAGAUCCGCUCCACUGGUGAAGUGAACUCGUUCUUCCGCGGCUGCGCGGAGGAGCCCAGCUUGAAGGACACUGUAAUAGAGGACGACUCGUUCAAGACGUACUUCCGCUCCUGCCAGACCAACCUGUGCAACGCCGGGGACGGCCUCAGCUCACUCGGCGGCGGCGGCGCUAUUCGCGACCCGGGUGCGCAGGGCACGCUCAUCGUGCCCGGCAUAGGUAGCGGCGCAGGCGCAGUCGCGCCGGCCUACGGCCGCUGGGUGGCGUUGCUGGCGGCGGUAAUGGCGGCCGUCGCCGGCCGGGCACUCGCCGCCUAG
Messenger RNA from Schistocerca serialis cubense, 527 nucleotides. RefSeq lists its product as uncharacterized. The transcript is spliced from 3 exons. The coding region runs from base 15 to 527 and encodes 170 amino acids. NCBI's taxonomy places the organism in Eukaryota, Metazoa, Arthropoda, Insecta, Orthoptera, Acrididae. The record is from RefSeq and is a predicted model, not a curated record.